Babjeviella inositovora NRRL Y-12698 is the source of this 1424-nucleotide messenger RNA. RefSeq lists its product as uncharacterized. Lineage: Eukaryota; Fungi; Ascomycota; Pichiomycetes; Serinales. Bases 389 to 1237 code for a protein of 282 amino acids. The transcript has 2 exons. The record is from RefSeq and is a predicted model, not a curated record. Gene Ontology annotation, molecular function: RNA binding.
CCGGUAUUCAAUGGCGGCUAAAAAAAUAAAUAUAUCCACAUUUUUACACUGCUACUUUUUAUACUUAUUGAAAACUCUUUCUAAUUAGCGACCAUAGUUUAAUUGAAAAUUUCUCAAUGCCGCCAAAUACCAUCGAAUCCUUGCCACGAGAAGAGGUCCAGGACCUAGCCUCCUCUAUCGCUGCGAUUGCCGAAUCCCCGGUAACUGCAACUGGGUUGGAGUCCAGUGAGGUUUUAGAGCUGACUCCUCUGAUUGUAUACUCAAAUCGCCUCUAUAUCUCUAAUGUUAGCUACGAGACUACCGAAGAAGACUUGGCCGAGUACUUCCAGAGCUACAAGGUGUAACGUUUACCCUUUCUGCGACACAUACUCCACCGGCUACUAACUUAAUGUAUAGAACCAACGUGCUUAUCCCAAACCGCACUGUUCGCGGAUUCAGAUCGGUGCAACAAAGACCCUUAGGCAUUGCUUAUAUUGUGUUUGAAAAUGCAGAGGAGGCGGAAAAGGCGGCAGCCAGUUUGAACGGAACAGCAUUAAAUAACCGAAAAUUGCUGAUUAAAGCGCACGUCCCCUACUCCCCAGUCUACAAGGCAUCGCUCAAGAAGACCAGAUCUUAUUUUCGCAAGAAGAAAUGUGAACCAGUCUGCGCUGCAGUUCCAGAGGUGGAAAGCUCAGAGACUGGCUGCAAAGACGGAAGCUGCGAGGAGGUGAAGCUUAAUACCUCCGAGUCUGAGGAAAAUUCUAUUCAAGGAUCGCAGGCCGAUGCCCCCGAGUACGUAGAGGUCGCCAGCAAGAGCGAAAGAGAGGUUUCGGAGGAUACCAUUUUUGUGGGCAAAAUCUCAUCCAAAACCACAGAUACCGAUUUACGCUCCUUCUUUGCCGACUUUAACCCAUCCGAGAUUUACAUUUUCAAAGGAAGAGCUACAGGAAAGCGUCGGGACUCUCUUAAGCUCGGUUACCACAGCCAAGUCAGUGCCUUGGUGAGAAUUUCCAUAGAUAACGGGCAAGCCUUGGCCAUUGACCAAUUGUCCAAACAAAAGUUGAACGGAAAAUCAGUCACUUUAAGGCCUGCUUUUAUUUCCAAGAUUGAAGAAGUCAAGAAGGCUGUGGCUGCCAGAGAGGCUUACUUGAAGAAGGAAGCACUGGAGAAAGAAGAGCCUGAAAAGGAGUCUCAUGUUGUCCCCUCUGCUGAGAGCAGUCAGGUUGAUGGUAUUAACCAUGACAACGAGGGUAGCUGAAUCAGCUCCGUGACAGGGAUAUUAUUGUCCGCUGAGGGGAUUUCUUCUCCCGCCAAGCUGCUUGCUAAUGUUUUGAACCGCUGUUACAUCCCCCCGAGUAUUACAGUACACGCUUUAGGGAUAUAUACUGACAAGACUUUUAUGUAUGAUUCGAUCUAAUUUCAACAAAGGUCUAGACCAGAUUUUA